Molecule: messenger RNA, 5128 nt
Organism: Poecile atricapillus (Black-capped chickadee)
Lineage: Eukaryota; Metazoa; Chordata; Aves; Passeriformes; Paridae
Gene: EEFSEC
Product: eukaryotic elongation factor, selenocysteine-tRNA specific
Exons: 7
Coding region: 50-1774 (574 amino acids)
Biological process (GO): selenocysteine incorporation
Molecular function (GO): translation elongation factor activity; GTP binding; GTPase activity
Source: RefSeq, a predicted model, not a curated record
GUUGCCGCAGGGGCGCUGUGGGGACGGACCGGGCGGGCGCAGCGCCGCCAUGGCCGCCCGAGUUCUGAACGUGAACGUGGGAGUGCUGGGCCACAUCGACAGCGGGAAGACGGCGCUGGCGCGGGCGCUCAGCACCACCGGCUCUACCGCCGCCUUCGACCGGGCGCCGCAGAGCCGCGCGCGGGGCAUCACGCUGGACCUGGGCUUCUCCUGCCUGCGCACCGCGCUGCCGCCGCAGCUGGGCCCGGGGCCCGGCGAGCUCCAGUUCACACUGGUCGACUGCCCGGGGCACGCCUCCCUCAUCCGCACCAUCAUCGGCGGUGCCCAGAUUAUCGAUUUAAUGAUGCUUGUGAUAGAUGUGACAAAAGGGAUGCAGACACAGUCAGCAGAGUGCUUGGUAAUUGGGCAAAUUGCCUGCCAGAAGAUGGUGGUAGUUCUGAACAAAAUAGAUCUCCUUCCAGAGGGGAAGAGACAGAGUGCCAUUGAGAAGAUGACUAAGAAAAUGCAGAAGACCUUGGAAAAUACCAAAUUCUCUGGGUGUCCCAUUGUUGCUGUCGCAGCAAAGCCUGGUGGACCGGAAGCCCCGGAGUCUGAGAAUCCACUGGGUGUUUCUGAAUUAAUUGAGGUCUUGAAGUCUCAGGCUUACCUGCCAUCAAGAGACCCCUCAGGACACUUCCUUAUGGCAGUUGACCACUGUUUCUCUAUCAAGGGUCAAGGCACAGUGAUGACAGGGACUAUUCUUUCUGGCUCUGUUAGCCUCGGUGACAAUGUGGAGAUUCCUGCCCUGAAGGUGACAAAAAGGGUCAAGUCCAUGCAGAUGUUCCAUACUCCUGUGACUUAUGCAAUGCAGGGUGACAGAGUAGGUGUCUGCGUGACCCAGUUUGAUCCCAAACUGCUGGAACGAGGCCUGAUCUGCACCCCAGAUUCACUUCACACCAUCCACGCUGCCAUAAUUUCCUUGAAGAAAAUUCAGUAUUUUCGAGGAGCUCUUCAGACUAAAGCCAAGUUCCACAUCACAGUUGGUCAUGAAACAGUUAUGGGAAGAGUGAUGUUUUUCAGUCCAGCCCCUGCUAACUUCAAUGAAGAAAUUCAAGAAAAUGUUUUUGAUUUUGAAAAAGAUUAUCUUUAUCAGGAGGAAUAUUUGUCCAAGGACUCAGUUUCUUCAGAGGAGAACAAAGAAAAUGACCACUCAGGAGAAGUCCAGCUCCCAAAACAACAGUGGGCUUUGCUGGAGUUUGAAAAACCAGUCACUUGUCCUAAACUGUGCCUUGUGAUCGGCUCUAAGCUGGAUACAGAUAUUCAUGCCAACACCUGCAGGCUGGCAUUCCACGGGGUACUGCUCCAAGGCAUGGAAGACAAGAACUACACAGAGACUUUCCUUCCAAAGCUGAAAGUGUAUAAACAGAAGCACAAAGAAGGACAAGUGGAAAGGGUGAUGGAUGAUUACAGUGUGAUUGGUCGUUCAUUGUUUAAAAAGGAAACAAACAUCCAGAUUUUUGUGGGUCUGAAAGUGAAACUGUCUACAGGAGAAGAUGGAAUAAUAGAUGGUGGUUUUGGACAAAGUGGUAAAUUUAAAAUCCGCAUUCCAGAUGGGCUGAAGCCAGAUACCAAGAUGCUGCUAACUGCUGCCUCCAAGAAGAAAUCUAAGGGAGGGAAGGGGGAUGUGACCAAAGAGGAUGAAAGCAGCAAGAAUGAUUCAGCCCAACCUGUUACUAUCUCUCUUAUCUUUAAAAGAUAUGUUUUUGACACACAGAAGAAAAUGAUUCAAUCCUGAGGAAGCAAGAGAGGCCUCUGAUUACACCUCAGAGUCCAGACCCUGAAAUGCAUUGAGUGGGAAUGUGUUUCCUGUCCAAACACAUUAGACCUGUUACUUCCUCACAAACAGAACCUGGAAGCUUGUGCUGACUGUGCCCCCUUCCAAAAUCUCUGCAAUCUCAUAUUGUUCUGUUCAAAUUUGCUUGUUUUGUCAUCUCUGUGAUGUGCAUCUUUAUGGCAUCUCAGAGAAUUUCACCUGCCAGAUGAACACACUUGGGUGUACAUUCUAAUUGCACUGUUUUCCUGGGUAAUUGUGUUAAAGUUUCUCUUGAUUUAGAAGUUUGCCACCAAUAUUAAUCUAAAUCAAGUCAAGAUGUGAAUUUCAUAUGACCUACAAAGUGAAGCUGAUUAUUCUAGGCUUACUUCCUUGAGCAAAGUGGGAGACAGAAAGCACACUAUUUAAUAGGUGAAACCUAAAAUGGAUGUUUCACAUUCCUUCAGCUGGAACUUUGUAAGAUGCUAUCUGAGAGAUGGUAUGGAUGUUUUUUAUAAAUAUGAUUUGUAUCUAGAAAUGUUUUUCAUAUUAAACAUAAUGAUCUGUGCAGCUGAGUCUUAAUUGUUUGCUGUUCCAAAGGUUCAAAAUUUAUCUUCAGUAACAUUUUAUGUAACUUUUCUGAUUUUCCUGCCUGUUCUGCAAUGAAUCCUAUUCCAAAACUGUUUUCUUUUUCCUUUUUUUUUUUUUUUGUUUUUUGUUUGGUUUGGUUUGGGUUUUUUUUUGUAACCAAAAUGCCUUUAGUAUGUGAAAGAAAAAGUUGCCUCUGGAAAUAGUCAAGGGCUUUAUUUCAUUAAAAUAAUGAUAGAAGAUUGCUGUAUAAGCCUUGUAAAAUGAGUGUCUCCAAGACGCUUUAGAAACCAUUAGUUUUUAAUAGGGAUUUCAUGGCUGCUUUAGCUCUUUCUCUCAAUUUCAUAAAAAGGAAAGCACUGGUAAUAUCCCUACCUUGUUGCAUACAAAGUAUAGGACACCUUAACGUGAAAACAAACAGCAGUUCCACAGAUAUGAAAGCUGCAGUCUGGAACAGAAAUUGGACUUGGCAGCAUGGCAAAUGUCAAUUCCUACCUUUUGAACAAAAAGAGUACCUGCUUGUUGAUGCUAAAUAGCAGCCUCUGACCCAUUUGCUGAAGUCAGCUAUAGAUGGUGACCGUAUGUAUAAUGUAAAUGCAUUAGUUGCACAUGGAGGUAAAUAAUUGCUACAUUCAUUCUUAUUAAUCAUAUUAUUAUAUCCCUUGAUAGGUACGAGUCCAUCAUGUUAACAUGAUCCUGAUUUUUUUGGUAUUCUCCUUUUAAUUUCUAGGUAGCCAAAGUGGCUACAAAUGGCAAAGCUAUCGGCUACUGAGAGGAUAUUUACAGCUGGACAGUUGUGAGACAGGGCAAGCCUGUCUAAACUGGGCUGAUGGUCCCCCUUUAAAUCAGAACAGAAUUAGUGCUUUAUGUAAUAAUCCCAAACAGUUUCUGCUGAGUGAGUCCCAGCAAAGCUUUAGCACAUCCCUUAAGAUUAUGGGGUAUGCUUUCAGUGUGAUCCCAGAGGAAUUAGGCAGGCAACUUCAGCUAUUGGCUUAACGUAACUUGUGCUGCCAGCCUUGCUGCUAAAUGUGUCCUUCUGUAAUGGAAAAAAUGCAUUUCACACCCCUGUCACCUUUCCUUCCCCAUUUCUCUAUUCCUCCCAAACACCCCCAAAAGCAAUCUUUGGAGAGAAUAUUCAUAAUGUUAUCUUUCUUUUAAGCCUUUAUCAAAUCCUAUUUUGUACUCUGCACUGUUAUAUCUGCCUAAGAUACUGCAGUCAUGGAACACAGAGAAACAGAUCACAUUGAAGGAACAGUGUUACUGUCAUCCCAAGUUAGUGUAAGAAUUACAGGUAUAGAAAAAACUAAUUAAAUACUGCUAAUUAUUAAGGAACUAAUACUUGUAUCUGUAUAGUUCUAGUGUCCUUGCCAAAUUUUAAAUGGGUUGCUAAUUUGGAGUAUUGGAAAGAAAAGGGGAGUGAUCAGGAAAGGUGUUUCCAGAUUUGUUAUCCUUGUACAUACAGGGUUUUGUCUUUCUCAUUUCUAAGACACUUUUGAGUAGUUCUGGAGAGGAGGUUGUCAGUGUAAAUGGGGGUUAUGUAUUUUCACAAAAGCCUAUCUGAUGAAUGUUUUCUCCCCCACACCAUGGAUUGCCCUUAACAGGAUCAGUGAGUCUGUUGUUACGGAACUUGAUCCCUUUGAAAACUCAUUAACCCUGAACACUUAGAUUUGCAGCCCUCUGCUUGGCUGAAAGGACUCCUAGUGCACGGAGUCCAGUGGUUUAUUUGCUUGGAGUACUCCAAGGGAGUGAGCAGCAGUAAUUAUAGAACUAGACCUACAUCCCUUUCUCAUCCAGUCUCUUGUAAACAUAUUUUUAAAAUCUUCCUAUCUUCGAUUUCAUUUCCAGACUGGCAUACUUAACUUGGCAUUUUUCUUCUGUCUUCUCAGUCUGAGACCUGAUCUCCUCCUCGGUGCUCCCAUUUCCUUCUUUGCUCAUUGCGUCUCCUUGCUGUGGCUCUGCUCUUGCCCUGGAGAUCCGUGGCAGGGCUCCCACGAUGGUCGCAGGGAGCCCAGUGAGGUGGGGAGGGCUCUUGGCCUGCAGCUCAUCCCAGUUCCUGUGUGCACUGAGGGGCUGCCUCUCUUCAGCCUUUGACCCUGGGCAGCUCUGAUGGACCCACAGGAGAAGGCUGUGGCCUUCACCUGCCACCCUACCCUGUCCUCGUGCCUUGGAGUCUGCUGUGGAAAGCCCCUGUCACAAAGCCUCGUCCUGCUCCUGUUGCAGAGGUUUGUGUAGGAUACACAGCUGGGGAGUGAUCUGUUGAAGACUGGGGUUUGGUUUUGUGUUUCUCCCAAUGUAGAAUUCCAAAAGGAGAACUUAAAGUGUGCCCAAGAACUUUGAUUAUAAUGUGCUAUUACUGCAGAUCUCUGGCUGCUGUCCUGAGGCUGUUGGAUACACAUUCAAAAAAGGGUGAAAUGGUGGAACAAAAUGAUUAUGGGAAAAUCAAAGCUUUUAGAGACAUUUGUAGGAUGAACAGAUGUUCAAACAUUCUUUUAUUUGGUUUCCAGACAGACGUAGAGACUUUCCUUUCAUCCUCAUAAUCAGUGCAUUAUGCUGUAAUUUGUAAAAAUGGCAUUAAAAAAAUAUUAACAGGGUCACAUUGUGAUCUACUGACUCUGUGUCAUUAAGCCGUGAAGUUAAGAACAGCAACGGGGAACAUGGGUUAAAUGCUGCAGAAUGUACUGUACUAGCAUAUAUUGUCAGACUGUAUUAUAAUGAAUGGAAAUGGAAUAAAGAUGUAAGGAGAUUUUUUAA